Molecule: messenger RNA, 871 nt
Organism: Drosophila arizonae
Lineage: Eukaryota; Metazoa; Arthropoda; Insecta; Diptera; Drosophilidae
Source: RefSeq, a predicted model, not a curated record
CAUAGCGUCAGCACACUUAAUAUUCUAAAAACAAAACAUAUUUAUAUAUUUUCUAAUCCUUAAAAGACAAUAGGACACACAAAAUAGUGAAACAUGUGCAACACAAUUGAUAUUAAUAAACAGAAGCUCAAAUUUAAGGGUUGCUGUAAAAUGAGCAACAGCGAAAUCUCCAAGUUCUACAAUCUGGACGUACUCACCAAUGCCGAGCUGGCCUCUGUUGGAGUCGCACGCGACUCCCUGAUCGACGACUAUCGCCACCUGCACGAGCUGUCGCAGAUGAGAAAGCAGCAGCAGUGCAAGCCCAAAAUGCCGAAACUUUUCGUCUCCAAAAUAAAGAAGCCCAAAUUCAAGUCGCCCCGGAAGCCGAGCAAGGUCUUUCACUAUGAUCUCUUGAACAAGUUCUUUCGCUGUAUGCAGUCCGAGUCGGUGGGCUUCUGUCGCUUCAUGGAACAGGAUCUCAAUAUCAUAACCGACUUUCAGCGUGAUACCAAAAUUCUAUUGAUGUCGCCGCGAGAGCGAGAGUUCGCACGCUAUGAAUCGUAUUUCGACUAUCUGGAUACCCUGUAUCAAAACGGCGACCAGGAUCGCGUCAUCUCGAUUGUGGCCAAGGUGAUGAUCAACUUCCAUCGCGAUCCGAAUCCAGUUAAACUCUUGCCCGGCUUUGGGCGUGGCUAUGGUCCGCACUAUACACGCGAUCGCACGCAUCAAUCAAAAUUGUCGAAUUCGUAAAAUGAUAUUCACGAUCCAAUCAGUUAAGAGAACCCCUCCCCUGCCCUUAAAGACCCAUCCACUGAGAUCUCAUCUAAAUUUAUAACUGAAGACCAAGAGAGUAACAAAAAGAAGUUUUGAAAUAAAAAUUAUGUCCCCUUCC